Molecule: messenger RNA, 1207 nt
Organism: Apis mellifera (honey bee)
Lineage: Eukaryota; Metazoa; Arthropoda; Insecta; Hymenoptera; Apidae
Product: mitochondrial genome maintenance exonuclease 1
Exons: 4
Coding region: 156-1184 (342 amino acids)
Biological process (GO): mitochondrial DNA replication
Cellular component (GO): mitochondrion
Molecular function (GO): single-stranded DNA exodeoxyribonuclease activity
Source: RefSeq, a predicted model, not a curated record
CAAGUCAAUGAAAUUGAACUAUAUUGAAAUCUUUAUUUUCUUGGAAAUGAUUGUUUAAUUAUUAGGAAAACGUGAUAAUCGUAACAAAAGUGUUUUUGUUAUAUUUUUAUUAUAGAUUUAAUAUUAUAUCAGUAUUAUAGAUUUAAUAUUCAAGUAUGAUUAGAUUAAGAAUUAAACAAAGUGCAAAAUAUAGAAUAGUUUUAAAAUUUAACAUUAAGAAAGAAAGAUUUUCAACUAAACAUGUGAAUAAUUUAAAUAUUAAGAAACAAAAUGAAAUAGUUGAAACAACAGAAGCUUCUAAGCUAGAUAAUAAUUUUAUAUGUAAAACGCAGUCAAAUCAAAUAUUUAAAAAGAAUAUUGUUCAUAAAGUGCUUAAACAAAAAAAAGAUAAGAAAAUUGUACAAGUAAAAGAAAAAGAAGAUUUGGAAUUAUCAGAAGAACCAAAAAUAAAUGAAGUAAAAACUAUAAAUAAGUUUAAAAUUAUGGAAAAUUUAAAAUCAUUUUCUAUUUUUGGUUCUGAAACAAUAAAAAAUUGUGGUAUACAAUGUGUUGAGAAUAAUAUAAACUUGAAAAUUCCAAGUGUAACGAAUAUUCUUAAUGAAACUAUGUCUUUGGAAGCCAAAGCUAUGUUAGAAAGGUGGAAAAAAAAUAUAAUUGAUAAGUUUGGACAAACAUAUUUUGAUACAUAUCGUAAAGAUUUAUUGACUAAUGGUAAAUUAUUUCAUUCUGUUAUCAAAAGUAUAUUGUCAUAUGAAGAAACUAUAAUUCCACCUUCUAUUAAAUCAGUAUAUUAUAGUGUAGAAUCAAUAUUAAAUGAUAUACAAAUAACUUAUGCACUUGAAAAAAAUAUAAUGCAUCCAACGUUACGAUACAAGGGCAUUGUAGAUUGUAUUGCUUCUUAUAGGGAUGAGAUAUAUUUAAUUGAUUGGAAAAAAUCAGAUAAAAAAAAGGCAUCACUUGCUGCAACUUUUGACGCACCUGUACAAGUUGCUGCUUAUAUUGGAGCUGUAAAUGCUUCAAAUAAGUAUUCAUUUAAGAUACAUAAAGGAUUAGUUAUUGUUGGUUAUACAAAUGGAGAACCUGGAAGUGUUCAUGAAUUGAAAGAGGAUACUUUACAAUUAGCAUGGGAAAAUUGGUUGGAAAGAUUGGAAAAAUUUUAUAUAAACAUGAACAAAAGUAAUUAAUUUUUUAUAUAAAGAAAUAUUUU